Lytechinus variegatus (green sea urchin) is the source of this 2360-nucleotide messenger RNA. RefSeq lists its product as uncharacterized. Gene Ontology annotation, molecular function: alpha-(1->3)-fucosyltransferase activity. Bases 166 to 1704 code for a protein of 512 amino acids. Gene Ontology annotation, cellular component: membrane. Lineage: Eukaryota; Metazoa; Echinodermata; Echinoidea; Temnopleuroida; Toxopneustidae. The transcript has a single exon. The record is from RefSeq and is a predicted model, not a curated record.
GAAUUUUAUUUCUCUGACCUCCAAAUGAUUAACAUGGUUAAUAGUUGCAUAAUUAUUUGAUAAGGGCAUAACGAAUACGAUGUCGGGUUUGGUUUUUGUUACUUUCAUCUUGGUCGCGACUCUAUGCUUCGAUAAUUUGCCUGCUUUUUGUUCCGUUCAACUGUUAUGAAAAUGGAAAAUAUGAAGAAGUACUUCAAGGCGCUCAUCAUCAUCUCGCUCGUGUCACUUAUCGAGAUACUUCUGCUCCAUUAUCCCCGAGAUCAUGCAAAUUGGACAAGAACGCUCAAGGAAUGUCCUAACCAACUUCCGAACAUGAGUCUGAUGGAACUCUCCAAACUCUCGCAAGCAUUGAGCCAGUUGAAGCCACCAGAAGUUGUUCCUCCGCAACCUCUGGGAAGGAAGCAAUCAAUGGACAACCAGGUGAAAUCAUUAACAAAACCGAAGCCUCCUCUUGUCAAAGAGAUACUUGCAUCGAAACUUAAGAGAAGCAUAGCCAAAAUUGAAUAUGACGUUCUGAACAUGGAUGUCGGUGUAACGUUGGACGCCAUUACUGCAUUUCCCCUUGAAGAGAAUCGCCUCAUCCACAAGAUUCAACGAGCUCGAGUGCAUCCCAAUGAUGGAUGUGUCAUCAGAAUAGCCAAGUACUGCGCAAACCGUUGUGAUCACUUGCUGCAAAGGAAUCACUCAAGGGAAUGGGCACCAUUUCAAUGUGAUUUUUCCAAAUCUUGUCGUCUGGAAACACGUUUCGUCAGUUACCUCUCGACCGAAAUUAUGAAAUCUGUUGAUGUGCUUCUUUUGAUUGACUCGCUCCACGAAGGACUGCAAUUGAAGAGGCUGAUAGGCAUACGUCCUCCUGGACAACUCUGGGUUCUGUAUGGCAGAGAGAGCCCUAUCCAUGAUGCCGAUUAUGCCCCUGAAGGUCUAACUGGAAACCCUUAUAACCUUACAAUGACCUACUCUGUGGACGCUGAUAUAUAUUUUCCAUAUUGCUUUAUCAAGGAAAGCCAUUCUCACUCGGAUCUGAUGCCAAGUAUACCAAAGAAAACUAAAUUGAUAGCAUGGAUGGCUUCUAAUUGUCGUCUCUUAUCUUGGAGGAGAACCGAGCUUGUCAGGGAACUUCGGAAACACAUAUCAGUUGAUACGUAUGGCAAGUGUGGCACCAAGGGCAGUCUUUCUUUGCAUGAGGCUGGACAGAUUCUUCCAAAGUACAAGUUUUAUCUGGCUUUUGAGAGCAGUGACUGUCGAGAUUACAUCACCGAAAAAAUAUGGAGGACGUGUCUUCUCCAAGGUAUUGUGCCCAUUGUCUUUGGGGCAAAACGGGAAGAUUACGAGCGAGUGAUGCCGAGGAAAUCCUUCAUUCAUCUCGAAGACUUCAGCAACAUGAGUGCGUUCGUUGAUUAUAUUCACCAUUUAGACUCCGAUGAGGAGGCGUACAUGAAAUAUUUCGACUGGCGAAAAGAAAUUGAGAUAACCUGCCUAUCGGCCAGGACCUUUUUGAUGACUGCCCCUGAGGCCAAUUUGUGUUAUCUGUUCAAAAAACUUAUCCAUCUAAACCUCAGUCCGGAAUCAUCAUGGAAGCAUCGUACCCCAGACUUUUCUUCAUGGUGGAAGGGGCAAUGCCGUGAGGAAUACUCUCCGAAAAAUGUAUUAGGAUUUUCUAUAAACCUCUCUAAGACUGAGCAAAGGAUAAAACGUGUUCGAUAGUUUAAACUACUUAAUUGUUAGUCAUUUAUUUAUUUAUUUAUUCAUAUAUUCAUAUUCCACAAAUUCUAAAGUACGUUUCAUAAUAAAUCAUUUUCAGUAGAAUAUACAUCAUCUGCAUAUAUAGUUUUUUUUAAACGUACCAAUAAAAUUAAACAAAAGUGGAGGGGCCUAUUAAAAUGCGAAGCUUGUAAGAUGUAGACCCCUAUUGAGAUUAUAUUCAAGGGUAAUUAUGAUAUGAAUAUAGUAAAAUAAUCAGCAAAAUUCUAUAAACUUGUGUAGAUAUAAACACUACAAUACAAAGGUGUAUACAAAAUUACAUAUCAACUUUAGAAUAAUCAACACUACCGUGGAUAUGAUUAAAUCAGUAUGAAUUCUGAAGAAACUUUUUGAUGAGAAAUUUAAAUCGAUUCAGAGUAGAUGCCUCUUUUAUUACUCUGUCUAGAAAAUUCCAGAUUUUAAGGACAUUAAUGAUACGUUUCUGACGCAAUAAUUCAUCCGUAUGAACUCUUGAUGGCAUAUUACAUAUUAUCCUCUUUUUCUGAAGUAUAAAUACUUUGUUGAGCCCCAUUUGAGAGGCAUUUUUCCAUGCUAGAAUCCCAUAAUUAAGAUACGGUAGAAUAUAUGCACAAUACAACAUGGAUAGCGCCUGUGCUGGA